Molecule: messenger RNA, 624 nt
Organism: Aspergillus piperis CBS 112811
Lineage: Eukaryota; Fungi; Ascomycota; Eurotiomycetes; Eurotiales; Aspergillaceae
Exons: 2
Coding region: 1-624 (207 amino acids)
Source: RefSeq, a predicted model, not a curated record
AUGUCUCCACCGUCGCUAGAAACCAGCCCUAGCCAUGACACGAUCUCGAUCAUUUGCCAAUUGAACGCUGCCCGUGAUCGUCUCCGCCAGACCGUCCACCAAACGCUCUCUGGCCGCAUUACGCUUAUCCUCCAAAGAUCAUUGUCACCCUGCUGUGAGCGUACCGUUUGCACGUUCCUUCGAGAGCUUCAGAAAAUACAGGCCUGGCCUUUUGAUAACUGCUUCGCGAAGCAUGGGAUUGACGAGCUGCUGAAUCGUCUGGCCCACUUCGACGCGGAUCGAAUGCACAAGUACAUUGAUCCUGCCACGAACAGUCAAUUCAACUGUGUUAUGUGCAACAUGGAUUGGAAAACUAUUGUUGAGUCCACAGCGACUCGCGUAGCUGGCUACUUUGAUGGACUGUGUCUUGACUGCGCGCUGAGGACUGACGAGAACCCUCCUCCUGGUGGGCAAUACGACAAAAAGGACUACUGGGACUGUUUAGAAAGCCACGAUCGGUACGAUCGGAAAUGUCGGAUCCAACACGGAGAGCCCUCAUGGUACUUUAGCUUCAUGGGAGAGCAGCGAGAACUACAAGCAACCCCAGCUCAUGGUGUUGGUCUCCCUUAUCGUCUUUCCAACUAA